Molecule: messenger RNA, 2623 nt
Organism: Macrosteles quadrilineatus (aster leafhopper)
Lineage: Eukaryota; Metazoa; Arthropoda; Insecta; Hemiptera; Cicadellidae
Product: mitochondrial intermembrane space import and assembly protein 40-B
Exons: 3
Coding region: 499-927 (142 amino acids)
Biological process (GO): protein import into mitochondrial intermembrane space
Cellular component (GO): mitochondrial intermembrane space
Molecular function (GO): protein-disulfide reductase activity
Source: RefSeq, a predicted model, not a curated record
CUUCUAAUUCUAACCUCACUUUUUCAUGCAAGAGAAGAAAUAGUAUUGAUCAGUCUAGUUUCAAGUGAUUUUAUUUUCAUUCUAAGAAAUUAUUCGUGUUUCUGUGAGUAAUCGAACGUUGAAUUUCGGUUAUAAUGAACGAAUUCUUUUACCUUGAUUGCAAGUUGUAGGUCUGGCCCAGGUUCAAUUAAAGAAACCAAUGCUGUUACAUUCAAGAGGUAUAUCGUGCUCUCUAUGAAAACAUUGUUUGGUGAAGUAGGAGGCUGCAGUAACAUAGACUUAUUGACGUACAACCCUUCAGAGAAAAGAGCAGUCCUACGGUGUUCGUCUAACGUGUAUGUAAAGCUGAGAUCAGCUCUCACAUUGUUUGAGUCCGAAGAUAAGUGCAGCAUUAGAGUGAUUAAUAGUUCGCCUAUCCUACUAUCAUUAAUUUCAAACUCUAGGUCUUUUUGCCACGAAUAAAAAUCCUUUAUUAAAGUUAAAAUUUCAAUUGAAAAGAUGUCUUAUUGUCGCCGUGAGGGUAAAGACUCAAUAACUUUUGUCACAAAGGAGGACCAUGAAAAGCCGAGUUCAGUAGUAAUACCGGAGCCAGAACCGGGACCAGGCCUGAUCAUGCCUGACGGAUCUAUCAACUGGAACUGCCCUUGCCUGGGGGGAAUGGCAACGGGACCGUGCGGGAUGGAGUUCCGAGAUGCCUUCACGUGUUUCCACUACAGUUCAGCAGAGCCCAAGGGCAGCAACUGCUAUAGUGUGUUUGAGGAAAUGCAAGAUUGUAUGAGUAAAUAUCCGACAGUAUAUAAUAAAGAUGAUGAAGAGGAUUUCCCCUCGAUGAGUGAAGCAGAUAAAAAUGUUACAAACUCAACUGAAGACAAGAGUUUAGAGAGUACGUCUAGCAAAACAGAAAAUACGAUAGAAAAGAAAAAGUAGUGUCAUUAGCACAUGAGUAGUAGUGUUACAUAGUUGUUAUUGUUAAAACUUAAAAAAAUUGUGGGGCAUUUCGUUUUGCCAUGAUGUAAGCUUCUCAAAGAAGCGACAAAUAUUGAUUGUGUUCUUAGUCUUAUGCUUGAUAUAUUAAACCACAAUAUAUUUUUUGUUUACAAAAGUUAAAUUAUCUAACAAUAAUUUUAUGUCCUUGUUGAUAAGACUAAAUUGUUAUUUUCACAAUAGAUAUUUCAUCUAGUAAUUUUGAAGUGUUUUUCAUUGGUUACUGAAAUUUAUGAGCAACACAUUUCUUAAACAUGAUGAAUAGAGAAAAUGAUAUACAACUAAAAUUGAUUAUUGACCUCAACAAAGUUAGUAGUACGUUUAGUUGUAUUUAAGUCUACAGAUUGACAAUGUUUAAGUUCUCUUAACAAUCCACCUGACUAAGAUUUUCUUUUAACAACAAAACCAGCAAAUAUAAUUUUGGCUGUUUUUACAGAUUUAUAAAAUGUAUCUCUUGUAAUUUAUAUAUACAGUUAUGACACAUAAAACAUUAAUUAGUAUUACUGUACACAAGAUAGCUUUAAUUGACAGAGCUGCUUCAGUCAGAGUCAUCAUGCAGCUACAUGUCAAGCAACAACAAUACUGAGUAUCAUUUGUGUUAGGAAGGAAAAAAUUAAGAAUGACAUUAGUGUUUGUAUCAAUAUGUAAGUUAAUUCAUUAUGACACUGUCCUUUUUUCCUAAACCUACCAGUAAAUGAAAGUGGUAAAGUUUGCUUUAUAAAAUUUAAAUGAUAGAAUAGGAUUGGAAGACUUUGCAUUUAUAUAUAUAAAUUCAUUCCUAAUGGCCACAAUGUUCAAUGUAAAGAAACAUAGUGUAUAAUAUCCAGGUUGUUUUGUUUAUGGAUAAUGUUUCAUCUACUUUACAUUGUUGUUUUGAAGGAUGUAUAACUUUUAUCAAACCAUUUUCACUAUAAACUGAACAUAUUGAAGUACUGGUAAGUGUGUUACUGUAUCUCCAUAUUUACAUAAGAGUAUAUUAGUCAUUUGUUGAAAUGUGUUACUAGUAAUAACAUACUUGUAUGAACUCAGUUAAUAUGCUUUUUACAAACGUAAUAAUUAUUAUUUCUCAGUUUUAUGAUUAAAGUGAUUAGCCUAUAUUAAGAUUAAAUCUUGAUUUCUCAGGUGAAUAUUCUGAAGGUGCUUACAAAUGUAACCUUUAUGGCCAUCUUUGUGAUUUGUUAAUGUCUGUAUUCUGUACUUAAAUUUAGUUAAAUAUAGAGAUGUGUUACAUAAAAACUAAAUUUUUUUCAUCAAAUCCUUCAAAAUGUUAGUAAUUUAAAUGUUGUUAUACUUAAGUACAACUAUUUGAUUAGUUCUUAUAAAUAUCCUCAUGAAUGGCAGGUUAGGAAGGAGUGGUAUCAUGGGAUUUUGAAGAAAAUAUUCAAGUGUCCCAGAUAAGGCACUCCUGGAUUGUCCAGGUAUUUAAAAAAAUACUGUUACAUCAAAUCUUUAAAAAACUGUACAUCUUAAAAAGAGUGAGAUUAACUCGUUUUCCCAGAUAACCAUGAUUUGGGAUGUAAAUGAAUAAAUGCACUUUCACAUGAGUUUUCAUAAUUGUUUACUAGUAUUUGAGCAGUAGAUCUACAUAGUUCAAUCAAAGUAAAUCUGGUGGAUGUACGUCUUAAACUCAAAAAGAAAA